CCGUUGCCUAGAGUGGCGGAGGCGAGCAUGCCCCCCGCCUUUCUCCGCCGGCUCCGGCGCCGGCGGCUGCUCCUCCGCCACUCGCCCCACAUCGUCUUUCUCCGUCUCCAUGGCGCCUCGGAAAACCGCGCCGACCACUCUCCACGAACCCCCGCCGAUGACCAGGCACGCGCGGUGCUCGACGAACGGCCGCACCUGGACGCCGUCGCCUACGCCGCCACGGUCGACCUCCGCCCGAGGCCCCACGACCUCCCGCGCGCGGUGCCUGCGUCCGCCCGCGGCCCCCAUCUGGACACCUUCAUGCUCGACGGGCACGUCAAGGCCGGCCGCGUCGACCGCGCCCGCAGUCUGUUCGACGGAAUGACGGUCAAAAGCGUGGCCGCCUGGACCUGCGUGCUGUCCGGAUACUGCCGCGCCGGGCGCGUCGAAGAGGGGCGCGCCCUGUUCGAUGCGAUGCCGGCCCGCAACGUCGUCUCGUGGACGACGAUGUUGCAGGGGUACGCGCGCAGCGGAAUGCUGAGGGAGGCGAGGGAGCUGUUCGACCGGAUGCCGGAGAGGAACGUGGUCACCUGGACGGUCAUGGUGAAGGCCUAUGCCGACCACGGUCACUUCCAGGAAGCCAUGGAGCUGUUCGACAGGAUGCCCCAGAGGAACCCGUAUUCUUGGACCGCCAUGAUCUCUGGUUUCCUCCGUGCCGGGAAAGUGGACGAGGCGGUCCGGCUGUUCGAGAGGAUGCCGGAUAGGAACGUGGUUUCUUGGACCACGAUGGUCACUGGCUUAGCGCAGAGCGGCCGCGUUUCGAUGGCGAGAGAGUUCUUCGACAGAAUGCCGAAAGACAAGGACAUCGUGGCAUGGAAUGCCAUGGUGACUGCUUGUGCCAACGACGGCCAGAUGAACGAGGCUCAGAGAUUGUUUGAUUCUAUGCCUGCAAAGAACCUGGUGAGCUGGAAUGCCCUAAUCCAUGGCUAUGCCAAGGGCGACCGUAAGGACGAAGUAAUCGGUUUAUUCCUUCUCAUGCUCCGGUCAGCAGUAUCUCCUGACAUCACCACAUUGAUCAGUGUCUUGGUUACAUCCAACAGCAUAGUUGAAGUUGGGCAAAUCCAUGGCUUCGCUACCACACGAGGUCUCCUGUCAGACACCUCCUUAGGAAACGCUCUGCUCACAAUGUACUCAAGGAGUGGCGACCUGUGCUCUGCCUGGCAAGCUUUCAAGAUGUUACAAGAGAAGGAUUCUAUCACAUGGACAUCGAUGAUGCAAGCCUUCGCCAACCAUGGACGUGCCUCCUACGCGCUGCAGGCAUUUGCUCAGAUGCUGCGACAUGGAUAUAAGCCCAGCUCGACCACCUUCACCGCUGUGCUGUCAGCCUGCAGCCAUGCCGGUUUUGUCAAGAAAGGCCGGUCAAUCUUCGUAUCAAUUCGCCAAGCCUAUGGGCUUGACCCGACAAUCGAGCACCACACCUGCCUCGUUGACAUCCUCGGCCGUGCAGGGCAUGUGAGGGAAGCAAUGGAGGUCGUCGCUGCCAUGCCACCGAAAAUGCGCGACGACGCUGUCCUGAGGACGCUGCUGGGGGCCUGCAUGAUGCAUAAUGAGGUUGAUGCAGCAAGGGAAGUGGGGGAGGCUCUUGCCAAGUCUGACAGCUCCUUUGGUUCAGAGUCAGAGGGCUACUACAAGGUUCUGGCCAAUGUGUUUGCAUCAGGCGGGAUGUGGGAGGAGAUGGCAGGUGUGUGGAAGGCUAUGAAGGGGAGCAAUGUGAGGAAGACACCCGGGGUUAGCCAGAUCGCCGUGGACGUGACGACCCACACGUUCUUCUCCAGGGAUCAGAUGCAUCCGCAAUGUGCAGAGAUAUAUGAGAUGCUGGACGACACGCUUGUCCCCCAGAUGAUGAAGACGGAUCUACCAACUGAAACAGUGCUCAUUUCAUCCCACACACAAUGCUUUGACACAUAAUACAGAUAUAUGAGAUGCUAGAGCCCUGCGAUCUACUGUCCUGACAGAAAAGAGGAACGCCAACUUAGAGCCCUGCAUUCACGAGUUUCUUUAGCUACCGAACUCUUGAACCUCAAGAUAUCUGGAACUGUCUCUCAGAAUUUAUUGAUGGACAUAUGUGUUGGUGCUGAUAUAUACACCCAUCAGUGUCCUCUUGUUGUCCAUUUGGGAGACAUGUGCGGGUGCUGCAGACCUCACUGGAAUUUGCUGGCAAUCAAUGAAUUCAGAGAUAAAGCAUGAGAGGGUCUAAAACACGA
Hordeum vulgare subsp. vulgare (domesticated barley) is the source of this 2243-nucleotide messenger RNA. Its product is annotated as pentatricopeptide repeat-containing protein At2g35030, mitochondrial-like. Gene Ontology annotation, molecular function: RNA binding; protein binding. Gene Ontology annotation, biological process: RNA modification. Bases 28 to 1947 code for a protein of 639 amino acids. NCBI's taxonomy places the organism in Eukaryota, Viridiplantae, Streptophyta, Magnoliopsida, Poales, Poaceae. The record is from RefSeq and is a predicted model, not a curated record. The transcript has 2 exons.